Molecule: messenger RNA, 1902 nt
Organism: Brassica napus (rape)
Lineage: Eukaryota; Viridiplantae; Streptophyta; Magnoliopsida; Brassicales; Brassicaceae
Exons: 7
Coding region: 286-1758 (490 amino acids)
Biological process (GO): regulation of gene expression
Cellular component (GO): peroxisome
Molecular function (GO): RNA nuclease activity
Source: RefSeq, a predicted model, not a curated record
GUGAAAACAUAUACAAGGUCUCAGACGUCUCUUUGUCGAUCAAAAAAAUACAAAUUUCCGUGUGUUUAUAUGCUUCACCAAAUCAAAAUUAAACCAAAAGAAUUUUUAACCAAACCAAAAAUAAAUCAAAAGAAUUUUAACCUAACCGGAAAAGUUACUGGAUAUAUAAAUAAAUACAGGUUUGAUUGGUGAAAAUUGACAGAAAAAAAAAGAAACAGAUGAAACCCCUAGCAACAUUGGCUCUCCCUCUCUCUCUGUCGUGAGUCAGUUGCGAUCCCGAGAACGAUGCGGAUGUCGGGGAACGAUGCAGCGGAGACCUCUAAAAUAGAGGUGUGGUGGGACAUGAAGGACUGUCCGAUUCCGGAGGGGUAUGAUGCUCGUCGGGUCCGUCCAAGUAUGGAAAGGGCGUUCGAAAAAAUAGGCUACACUGGUCCUGUCUCCAUCACUGCCUAUGGCAACCAAACACAAACCCCUGAUCACCACCUUCUAGCGCUCUCUUCCACUGGAGUCGCUGUUGUACAUACCAUAGUAGAAAGCACGCGCUCAGUCAUGUAUCGGGAUAUGGUGGAAUGGCGAGGUCAAAAUCCACCUCCGGCUACAAUGAUGAUCAUAUCCGAUCAGGUGGAAGGUGACUUCUCGUGGGAUCUGGCCCGGCUACAACAGCGCACUAGAUACGACCUUUUUCAGGCUAAUUCAAUGAAGAGUCGCGAUGAUUUACUCCUCGUCUAUUAUGCAAAUUGGCGCUGGGAACAAUUACUAGGAGAAGAAGGCACACCACCACUUGUGACGUGUGGAUUAUCAUCUGCUGCCAUGUUUUAUUGCAAAUCGUGCAAUUUCGAUUGCAAAAGCCUAAAGAAAUUCAGGAAGCAUCUCUCCAGUUAUAAACAUGGAAUGGAAGAGGCUAUAAAUCCUCCGGAUAAACAACUGUUAUGUGUAACGAAGGCGUGGGCAAGGAACUACCCGGCCACGCCUGAAAACGCCACAGCUAAAAUACAUGUGUUGUGGGACAUGAAUGACUGUCCGAUUCCCGAGGGGUAUGAUGCUCGUCGGGUCCGUCCAAGUAUAGAAAGAGCGUUGAAGGAACUAAGCUACACAGGUCUUGUCUCCAUCACUGCCUUUGCCGACCAAAAACAAACACCUGUUCACCACCUUCUUGCGCUCUCUUCUACUGGAGUCGAUUUUUCACAUACCCUUCCCUGGGUCCAUUACAGUCGCAUGAUUACAGAUUUUGAGAUAUGGACAAAAGAUAAUCCUGCUCCGGCUUCGAUUAUGAUCAUAUCGGAUGAAGUCGCUUCCAGCAAGGACCGUUCAACACUUAUUUGCCGGAAACUACAAGAGAGUAACUACAACUGUUUUUUGGCUUAUUCAGUUAGGCCUUUUGAAAUGCCUGUCCUGGUCACUUCUGCUGAGUGGCUCUGGGAUAACUUACUUGCAGUUUCAGAGACAAAAAGAAACAUUCUUCACAAGUGCAGUGAAAGUGAAAGGGUUGUUGCAGCUUCUACCGGAAUGUUUUGUUGCACAUUGUGUUUAUGUGAUUGCAAAAGCCUGGAUGAUUUCAAUAAGCAUCUCGCAAGUAAAGAUCAUACACAGGAAGAGAAGAGAAUGCUUUCGCAUACUCAAGCCUUUCCUCACCGGCAAAGGCAAUAUAAAAUAUCCAACUACUAUGACGAGGUAGGAUAUCCUCCCAAGACUAAACGUACGAGGAAUGCACCCCGGAAGGGUUUUCUCCCGAGAUCAUUACGUUUUACUAGACGUUGAAAUUGUGUUUACUAAAGUUAUAUUAUCUUCCUUUCUAGUCUAUGUUUCCUUUUGAAGUAUUUAACCCAGUGCUUGUAUAAAUUUAAAUUAAACUGAAUGGUGUGUCUCUUUCUUUUAUUUACUGAAUUUCUGUUAGUACGAUUA